GUGCCUCUUGCUCCUUUUCGGUUCGCGUUGAAAGCGCCAUCGGCUUCGUUGUCGCUCAUUUUGCGGUUCGGACUACACCAGAAUCGUGGACUCUCGUAUUGCAAAGUCGCUGUCGAGGUGUGUAAGACGCUCACUGAGCCACUCGGAUUCAUCAUGGCUUCAACCCAGUACGCACCACAAUCGCAGUACGCACCGCCUGAUGGCUUCGAAGGCUACGUGCCAUACGCGCAACAAGCUCCUCGAGAAAUCCCGUUCAGCGCAAAAUGGCACCGAGCAAAGAUUGUCAUUCGCGGCUUCAAUAUUGCGUUCAGCGCCAUCGUCCUCGGCAUCUCGCUCUCUCUCAUGUUUUACUCAUUUUCAAGUUCAUUCUAUCUUGUAUUCAGCGGAUUCCCCGCAGCCGCCCUUGUGUGUUGGGAAACCUCUGAACUCAUCACCAUCUGCGCGAGAGGGGGGAGGCGUGGAAUCCAUCCCGGAGCUCACGUCGGAAUGCACUUGCUCUUCUGGCUCGUCUUCAUGGUGGCCACGGGAUGGGAGAUUGCAAAUGUUAUCCUCCGCGACGGUCCGCGGUCGUGGGUGUUGAGUGGUGGCCAGGUCACCUCUAUGCAGGAUACUGUAAUGGCGUUCACUGCCCUCUUGUUUAUCGACAAUUUCACCCUCUUCGUCCGCGCCUGUAUUGAAUGCAAGCAGCGCAAUGCUCGCCCCCCUCCCGUUUACAUGGUGCCAAUCAACGGGCCGCCGCCGAUGCAGCCUGCAGGUUCAUAUCAGCCCUACCCGUACUCGCCGCAGCAAUCUUCUUUUCAACCGCAGCAUGACAAAGGCCAAAUGACAGGAGCCAAUGUUGAUACAACUGAGAGGGCAGCCGAAACAGGCCUAGACGGGACGUACUACGGCCCCGGAAGCCGAGCUUGAUCAAGCACUGUUGGAUGAGGGCAGAGGAGGACCUUGGAUACUUGGUAUGGAAAACGGAUGAUACCCGAAUAUUGGAAAUAGGGGGCUGAAUUCCAUCGAGCAAUGUAAUACAAUGUUCAUGGCGCUGGGCCGUGACAUACUAGAC
Messenger RNA from Colletotrichum scovillei, 1054 nucleotides. RefSeq lists its product as uncharacterized. Bases 154 to 909 code for a protein of 251 amino acids. Lineage: Eukaryota; Fungi; Ascomycota; Sordariomycetes; Glomerellales; Glomerellaceae. The record is from RefSeq and is a predicted model, not a curated record. The transcript is spliced from 3 exons.